AUGAAUGGAGAGCUGAUUUUUACUCUGAAAGAUUAUGUGACUUCUCUGGGGAGGCUUGUGGCUUCUCGGUAUGCUGAUGGCCUAUUUCCACAGAUCUACAGAGCGGAAGAUGGCAGAGUAUACAAUCUGACAGCUAAAUCAGAACUGAUCUAUCAGUUUGUGGAACACUUAACACAAGCUGUGGAGAGCUACAAGCAGCGGAUGGACUGGCUCACCAGCAAAAGCAGGCAGAUUUUUGGUGUCAUCUUGGAACAGUGUGUCACCAUAGUGCUGGAUUUUGGCGGCAUACUGGAGGGGGAGCUUGAUCUGUGCCGAGAUGCUCUAAUAAUGGUCCUCCAGGAGCAGGUGGCUCAUAUAACCAAGUUCAAUAUCAUACGGGUUUCUCAAGAGCCUGUGAAAUGGCAGGAAAAUGCUACUCGUGUGACCAAACAAUCCAUAACCACUGCCAUCAGCUGGGUUGAGGAACUGACUUUUGAACCCACUGUAAGCGAAGUUAGCCGUCUUGAAGCUCUGCUGGAAGCUGGGAAAGACCCAACUAUUGAAUCCAUUUACUACUUUGUGGUGGGGGAUAUUCCUGAAGAAUCCAAGGAGAUUCUCCUCCAGAGGGCUAUGGAGAUCCCAUAUCCAGUCUACACAGUGUCCUUCAAUGCCAGAGGAGAAGGCACUAUAACUUUUCUAAAGCACCUGAGUGCCAAGACCCACAGCAGAUUCCAUGCGUUUGCUGAGAGAACACAGUGUGUAGAGUUUCCUGUACUCCCCACAAAGGAUGGUGGCAGUGUGCUGACUUGGAGUUCAAGGAAACUGAAAGGAAAACUCCCUCCAGGAGCUGGAGUCAGAGAAGACGUGUUUCUCAUUUGGAGGGAAAUGGAGGAAGCCUGCAGCACGCUGGCCCAGAUCCAGAGGCUGGUGGCCGAGCCUCCCAAGUCCACUGUGGCCACAGUAGACUCUGAGUUGGGAACAACCUCGGUCGAGAGUAUGUCAAACCCAGAAGACACCUGGGACUCCAAGAAGUGGCUGCAGAAGUAUGGCUUGAAGGCCCAGAAACUGUCAUUUUAUGAUAUCCUUGCUGACUGCUCUUUCCGACAUGCUGAUGGAGUUGUUGAUAUAAAAGCCAAACCAGAGAACGAGACCAUACAGACCAGUGCGGAGACCAGCAAGAAGACAGUCCAUGCAAAAUAUUGCAGCAGGUUUGUCCAUGCUCCCUGGAAGGAUGGGAGCUUGGUCCAUGUCAACAUUACCAAGGAGAAAUACAGGUGGUACAGCGAGAAAAUUCACAUGGUCCUGGCCCAGAUCCAAAGGAGGAUUAAAUGGCUACAGGAUGGGAGUCAAAUCCUCUUUGGAAAAGUACAUAAUGAUGGUGUCUAUGUCCUCAUCGAUACAUCUCAUUCAAUGAAGAGCAAACUGGACUUUGUGAAGGACAAGAUCAUUCAGUUCAUACAGGAACAGCUGAAAUAUAAAAGCAAAUUCAAUUUUGUGAAGUUUGAUGGUCAAGCAGUAGCUUGGCGGGGAAAACUUGCUGAAAUCAAUGAAGAUAACUUGGAACAAGUUCAGUCCUGGAUUAGAGACAUUAAGAUUGGAAGUUCCACAAACACCCUGAGUGCCCUGCAAAUUGCUUUUGCUGAUAAAGAAACACAAGUCAUCUACCUUCUGACAGAUGGCAGACCUGAUCAGCCUCCUGAAAUGGUUAUUGACCAAGUCAAAAUUUUUCAGAAAAUUCCAAUUUAUACUAUCUCUUUUAAUUACAAUGAUGAGAUUGCAAAUGGAUUUUUGAAAGAGCUUGCUUUUUUGACUGGAGGAGAGUUUCAUUUUUACAAUUUUGGUUGCAAGGAUCCUGUUCCUCUUGAGACUGUUCAGAAUGAAGAUCUGACUCUUUUAAUUAAGGAAAUAGAGCAGGGACACAGCGACCUGGAGAAGGUGCAAAACCUUUAUUCUGAGUCCUUGAUCAUGGACUGGUGGUACAAUGGAGAAAAGGAAGGAGACAAGCAUCAAAAGGAAAUCUGUUCUAUGGUUUCAACCCCAGAAAAAUGUGCAAAAGCUCAAGUUGAUGUUGAGUCAAUGAGAACCUCACCUCUGAAUAUGUUGAAAGGAUCAUGGGGCCUUUCAGAUCAAAAGAUUCAGAAGAAGAAAGUCCUCCACGCAGAAUCAACCAAAACCAGCCUACUCAGGAGCCAGAUGUCCACCCUCAAGAGCUCGGCUUGCAGUGAAAGGAAAGAUGGCCUCUCCGACUCUAGCAGCUGGAGGACUGCUCCAAGUGACAAAGAAAUGAGCAUCCUGCUGAAAAAUGAGUGUCUGGAUAACAAAUCGUCAGAAGGAUUGACUCAAGAAGGAAGUCAGGUUUAUGAUCACGAUUCUUCAACUAUGUCUUCAGAAAACUGGCUCAAGACCUAUGGCUUGGCUGCCAAGAAACUGACCAUCAUGGAUGCCUUGUCAGUGACCGCAGUCCCACACAGCCCAACCUACAUCCCUGUCCUGGACAAGCAUGUCGUUUCUAAAGUCUUUGAUGAGGUGUUCCCUCUGGCACAUGUGUGCAAUGACACAAAUAAGAUGACAUUAAUUAACCCCCAAGGAGUCAAGCUCAAUAUCUACAAGCAAAAAGUGGAACAGGCAAUUAAGUCCUAUGAAAAGCGCUUGAACAAAAUUGUUUGGCGAGCAUUAUCUCAAGAAGAAAAAGAAAAGUUAGACGCAAACAAACCAAUACGGUACUUGGAAAACAAGACAGCUGUAAACCAAGCGUUAGAACGGUUGAAUUGGCCCAUUUCACUGAAAGAACUGUCGGUGCUGGAAAAUGAAAUCCUAGUUGGGAAAAUGUACAUCCAGCAAGCCAUGGAACUCCAUGAAGCUGCCAAGAAUAAUUAUGUGAACAAGGCAAUGGAAGAGCAAAAGAAAUUACAAGGAAAUCCGACCAAAAAAAUUAAAUCAAAAAGACCAGAUCCCCUCAAAGGCCAGAAGGUUAUUGCAAGAUGUGAUGAAAAUGGUUUUUAUUUUCCAGGGGUUGUGAAGAAGUCUGUGAGCCCUAACCAAGCACUGGUGAGCUUCAGGUAUGGAGACACCAAGCUUGUGUCCACUUCCUUUAUCACGCCUGUGGGAGGUGCCAUGCCCUGUCCGCUGCUCCAGGUUGGAGAUUAUGUAUUUGCCAAAAUUAUGAUACCCCAAGGAUUUGACUUCUACGUCCCUGCCAUUGUCAUAGCACUUCCAAAUCAGCAUGUGGCCUCAGAAAAAUUGUACACAGUUUUGAAAUGUAACAACCGGAGAGAAUUUUGUCCUCGGAGUGCACUUAUUAAGAUCAGCCAAAACAAGUAUGCUCUCUCUUGCUCUCAUAUAAAGUCACUCUCAGUUCAGGAGGAUUCAAAAGUAAAGGAUAUGGAAACGAGGAAUUCUGAUUUCUGUCUCUGGCCACUGAAAGAAGUUGACACUGGGGAUGCAAAAGAGCCAAAACAGGAGAAUACUAGAAGAAAGAAAAAGAGACCUGCCAAGAUGCCACCUCUCCAGAAGACGGGGUCCUCAGACUCAGAUGGCUCUUCCCACGGCACCAGGUCCCAGAAGUCCUACUCCAAGACACACCCCAAGCCCAAGGGUGGGGGAGGUGGGAAGGACAACAUCAUUUAUCUCCGGAACACUCUGAUUUUUUCAAGAAUAGUGCAUAUGAGAUCACUCUCCACCAGCUACACCAUCGCUGGCACACCUCCACCUCGAGCUGCCCCACCCGGACCUCAUCGAGUCACCCAUAGUAGCAAAGGGCUGAGGACCAUCGCAAGAAACCUCAAAGUAGUUUAG
Carlito syrichta (Philippine tarsier) is the source of this 3774-nucleotide messenger RNA. It is a transcript of the gene VWA3B, whose product is annotated as von Willebrand factor A domain containing 3B. Lineage: Eukaryota; Metazoa; Chordata; Mammalia; Primates; Tarsiidae. The record is from RefSeq and is a predicted model, not a curated record.